Messenger RNA from Papaver somniferum (opium poppy), 570 nucleotides. RefSeq lists its product as uncharacterized. Gene Ontology annotation, molecular function: nucleic acid binding; RNA-DNA hybrid ribonuclease activity. The transcript has a single exon. The record is from RefSeq and is a predicted model, not a curated record. Lineage: Eukaryota; Viridiplantae; Streptophyta; Magnoliopsida; Ranunculales; Papaveraceae. Bases 1 to 570 code for a protein of 189 amino acids.
AUGGCAACGGCUAAAAGAGCUCUAAGUUUUCCUAGUUAUAUUGAUAGUCUCAAUGACAUGCAACUAGUAAAUCAACAUAGAAUACCCCAACAAACUAAUAUAAUCCCUGACUGGAAACUACCACCUAGUCCCUUUUAUACUAUUAAUUAUGAUGCUUCAUUUGAUCCUAAAACAGGUCUAACUGGAAUUGCUCUUAUUCUUCGUGACUAUACAGGUAGAUGGCGUGGCGGAAAAUCAAAAUGCUAUGCAGGAGUAAAAGAUUCAGAGAGCGCAGAGUGUCUAGAUUUUUCUGAUGCAGUCAGCUGGACUCAUGAUUUGGAGAAUACGCACAUCAUUUUUGAGACUGAUCUCAAGAAUAUAGAAAGCUACAUCAACAAAACAUUUUCAGGGAUUGCUUGGGAGAAUGAAGACAUACUUUUAGAUACACUUGAUAAGUUAAAAACAAUCCCUCAUUGGAGGUGUAAUUUCAUUCCUAGAUUAUGUAAUAAGUCUGUUGAUAAGCUUGCAAAAUACAACAGGAAAAAUGGUAUUACCCAAACUUGGUCUGAUCAACCGCCAAAACACAUUUAG